Racocetra persica is the source of this 245-nucleotide messenger RNA. Lineage: Eukaryota; Fungi; Glomeromycota; Glomeromycetes; Diversisporales; Gigasporaceae. The record is from the annotation of a GenBank genome assembly.
UACAUGUCUGGCCUCAACUAUCACCUCAGAAAAAUGGUUCUCAAUGGGAAGAAUUCUGUGUUGUAAAAGUUCUGCUUCAUAUACGUUAUCGAAGUCUCCAACAAUUAACUAUAAACGAUAUAUUUUUUUGGCCUGAUCUUUUCAGCUAUUAUAUUGAAAAAAUUGAAAGAGAUCUGGUUAAUUUAUUUCGUUCAUCUGUGGACAAUAUAGAUAAUUGUGAAUUUAGUGAUGAUAAAAAUAAAUAA